AUGGGCAACCAUCAGAGCAAACCUCACCAGAAUCGCCUUUCGAAACCGAAAACGAACACGAACUCACCAAGUCUCCCACCCAACACAGACUCGCCUGCUUCUUUGAGCUCUCGGUAUGCGGAUCUCAGCGCAAAAGGACGCCAGCAAAUCAAGGAUGCGCUUUUAUCGCCCGUAAAUCCAGAAAUUGAACAGGCCAGUGUGCCAGCACAGGAGGAAGUCGCGAGAAGCGUGAACAGGCAAACGCCAGGUGGUCCAAUACUCGUCAUGUCGAGGAACAACUCUAGAACCAAUUCGCGGUCUAACUCCAUAUCAUGCUUCGGAAGUCGACGCGGAUCUAUGACGAAGAUGGGCAGCGUUGCAGAUUCAAAGACAUCGCCGCAUCCAAACACAACUGUGGAUAUAGACGCAGCGAUCAGGCUACUGCAGGAAGUCAAGAAGAAUGCCUCUCCAGAGGAACUCGCUGCUCUUCAUGAAGUGCUCGAGUCCGCGGACGGCCAUGCAGCACCGGCUUCAGAGCACAACCUAAGCCGGAACACGUCGCUGGUGAACAGGUCCUCCUCCUCCCUGACGCGACGACGCUCUUCAGUACAGACUCCUGGCAUGGCAACACGUGUCCCUCCUGUCGAAUGUCAUCGCAGGACCUGGAACUCAUGGAAGACACCCCAGCUUCAGCCCGAGGAGGAAGCCAAAUGGAAUUUCGCUCACAAGGGACCGUCCCCAAUAGCUCGAUUGUCAGUCGUCGACUCACUUGAGGAGCAUCGUGGCCCACCGACAGCGCGUGCACAAACGCCUUCAGAUCUGGACUACGGCCAUCUUGGGGGCCUUAGACCGGGAACCCUCGUGGUAACCAAUGGAGCACCAUCACCUGCAGCAAGCACAGUAUUUUCAGAUCGAACAUCUCGCGCCGAUAUGGGAGAAGAUUACUUCCUGGCGUCAGAAGACUACUCUGGAUCUUUGACGAUGAAAGCGACCAGGAGGCGUGGACAUGAAAAAAGUCAUUCCGCUCUGCUUUCAACCCCUACACCACUUGAUGAUGAAUCCCGCCCUCCAGCUGAUGAGACGAAAGAGAGUGUCGAGUAUGCACCGCCAUAUGCUUCUUCUCUCAGUCAAUCUAUCGGUUCACAACGGACAACGUGGCCCGCGGGACCAUUGCAAAUUAAUACUGUAGCCACUGAUACCUCUGUACAGAGCGCAACCCAGUAUGCCCAGAGCUAUCUGGCGGAGUUGCCUGAUAGCCCCUUUGCCCCGUCAAAGCAAAACCACGGGAGUCUCGGUGUUGAUAUGGAACACUCUCAAUACCAUAUGGAUAGGAUCACUCGUACCGUCCAAGGUGCUAUCUACGAACUUGAUGCUGGCAUAGAAACGACUGGACUCAAUCUUUCUGCGACAACGCUAGAAGAGCCUGGUCCAUCAAGCAACAAAGACAGAGCCGCUCACCGGCCCUCGCCACAGACGUACGACUCGGGUUAUUCUUCUAGCGGCAGCUUGAGCGCAACCGAUCGUAGAGGCCAUGGUCGAGCACUCUCUGAUCCGUCUGCGCAGCGCAGGGAUUUAAAAUCAGAAUGUCCAGAAAGCUAUAGGAAACCUAUGCUCCGGUCGAUCCUAUCAAGAAACCUGCAUUCUCCAGAUAUGGAACAAACAGAGAGUUCGCAAAGUUCUCCGAGGCCGCAGUCUUUGAUGCUCUUGGAUAAUUAUGCACGUUCAUCAGCAUCAGACUCUACACUGUCGCCCCAAACACCCCGAUCGGCUAUGUCCAAAGCUUCUUUUGAUAGUACGUCUUCAAAGAGCAAAAGUCGGUUACAGCGACGACGUCCAUCACAGGCAGAAGUCCCAAUCGUACAAUCAUGUCAACCAAUCCCAGAAGGGACGAUUCCAGAGGUUCCUGAUGAUGUGCGUGCGAAAUUCAUACGUCGAUUAUCUAACACUCCGGGAAUGGAAUGUCUGACGAACACUUAUCAGAGCAAAGAUGAUGUCUUAGCAGGCAACCAUGUUGCCAGUGACCACUUUGACGAAGCUCAUUGGCCAUCGCAGUAUGCAGAGCAGUCAUCAGCUGCAGAAUGUCAAAGAGUCUGUCCGACUCCUGUUGAGUUUCAGCACUUGACAGAGAUCGAGCCUGAGCGACUGUCCUCAUCUCUAGCACACGGUCGCCGUAAGAGCAGGUCCUUGUUCCGGAGAAAGUCCAGCGCUGCCGAGAAAGAGUCCAAGAACGCUACGCUCAGCAUUGUUGAUCUUGGAACCAUUGCAAAUUCAAUUGGAACCUCUCCAUACGAUGCUGCGAGCACUGGCACCCGACGGGAAUCCGUGACCUCUCCAACUCAUCCACAUCAACUCGGUACCAGCCAUCCAAGAGCAAAGUCUAUGGUGCGAAUGGAUUCUGAGGCAGCCGCCGAAUUCGCGCGUAUGCGUAGUAAAGACCGCAUGGGUGUCGAGCCAGCGACGCCACAGCCAUUGCAGCGGCCACAGCAACAACGACGUUGGAGAAGCUACGACAGCUCGAUAGAUGCUGGCGAAGCAAAAGCUAUCAAAAGACGCCCUCAGAGUCUUGUUGGCGAUAUACCACCUGUCCCUUCCAUUGACAGAUCAGUACAGGAUGCUCGCCAGUACACGGUAAUUUCCGGACGAGACCAUGAAAGCCAAAAUAUGCACAAGUCGGAGCUGCGCUUCAACGCUGAACUGGGUGUGCGCCGUCACACAAUGAGCCAAUCCAUUGGGGGAGACAGCUACCAGAAGCAAAACAAGCCAGAGCCAACAGUGGAUUGGGAUGCGCAUGCUGAUACUUGGAGACAGCGAUGCAUGUCAAUAGGCGAAGGAUUACGUGGGCGACGCGCGCCUGCCGAUGCUCGCUGUCCUACUGUAGAUGGUGGCAUACCAUCUCGAAGCAGAUCGGAAGUGGAGAGCUGGGGACGCUUUAGCGGGGGUUUAGGCUAUGACUACGAAGGGCGGGGCGUUGGCGUUGGCGGUUCGGCAGGCACUAGACAGCUGAACUCGUAUGCCAGCACGAAGAGUAUGAAGUGGAGGGUUGAGCAUGGCGUGGAUCUUUCCGAUGUUCCGAUCAUGGUGCAGAGAUUACUCACACAUUGGUCUGCUUGGACGGACGGCUGGAGAGCAUGCAGGCCCGCCGUUUGGGAUGGCUCUUGUGUGCUUCGGUCGCUUUGUGAUCCAAGAGACCCACUGGUUCUCACCAAGUACAUACUGUUAGGCGUUGGGGGUAGAGACUGGACAAUAUUGAGUAUCGUUACUGUGUAUGGUAAAAGUGACAAAGCUGUUACAAGACUGCCCAACCAGCUGCCGAAACUUGUUGAAUGUCAGAUACGAAUUCGGCAGUGCAAUCAUCCAAGGUCCAAAGUCCAAAUCUCAAUCCCAUCGUCUGUGGCCUUGGGUCGCUGUCUGAAAUGCGCCAUUUUUUGGUACAGGCCAACCAGCCUCACAUGCCAUGUCCGUUCGGCUUGGGCACGAUCGAUGCCGAUGCAGCACAUACAACGCUCGCUGACUCCUGAGCUGAUUUUCACCGUGGGCCUCGAUUCGCCGGUGAUGUCAGGGGCUACACUGCUCGGUGGCUGCAUGUGUGGUGGGAAGUGCAGGGAUUUUGCGAGCGCAACACACCGACCGCGGCUAGGCACAAGCACACUCCAGUUGCUUCCGCGAAAAAUUAAAGACUCUCUUCCCCCGCCAUCGCCUCCUCUGCUCUUUCCUCUCUCCACCCUUCGCCUCACCCUCACCCUCACCCUCACCCUCACCCUCACCCUCACCCUACUUGCCACGCUUCACUCAUCCGCCAUUCGGCUGCUCCUUUCGCUGCUGCCCAUUGCACCCGCGACAGCCUUUGGUCGCUUCAAAGGCUUUCCCACCACCACGGCUUCGGCCCUGACCCUGCUCAACCUACAAGUUGUAUCAGCACGAGAAGCUCCCCACGUCUUCAAUAACAUCCCGCCCCCUCGUCUUGUCGUCGUCUAA
Messenger RNA from Plenodomus lingam JN3, 3954 nucleotides. The record is from RefSeq and is a predicted model, not a curated record. Lineage: Eukaryota; Fungi; Ascomycota; Dothideomycetes; Pleosporales; Leptosphaeriaceae.